GCGGCCCCUGCAGGCCGCGGCGGGGCGGACACCCGGAGCCUCGGCAGCCGGCGCCGCAGCCCGGCGGAGUCAGUGCCACGGUGUCCGCCGGCGAGCGAGAGGCAGAGCCGGCGGCCGCCCGCCCGCCCGAUCCCCGCGGCCAGGCCCCCGCAUGCAGCCCUCACCCUGGAGCGGCGGCGGCGGAUCGAGGAGCUCUCGCGGUCCUCCCGGCAGCGGCUGCUGCAGUCGCGGGACAGGAUGUUCUCCAAGUUCACCUCCAUCCUGCAGCACGCCGUGGAGGCGCUGGCACCUUCCCUUCCAUUACAAGAAGAUUUUGUUUACCACUGGAAAGCAAUCACUCAUUACUACAUAGAGACAUCAGAUGACAAAGCUCCUGUGACUGAUACCAACAUUCCUUCUCACCUGGAACAAAUGUUGGAUAUUCUAGUUCAAGAAGAAAAUGAGAGGGAAUCAGGAGAAACAGGACCAUGUAUGGAAUAUUUGCUACAUCACAAGAUUUUGGAGACACUCUACACACUAGGAAAAGCUGAUUGUCCUCCAGGAAUGAAACAGCAAGUUUUGGCUUUUUAUACAAAACUUCUUGGAAGAAUACGGCAACCUCUUCUUCCCCACAUAAAUGUGCAUAGACCAGUGCAGAAAUUAAUCAGACUGUGUGGUGAAGUCCUGGCAACACCAACAGAAAAUGAAGAAAUUCAGUUUCUGUGUAUAGUAUGUGCAAAGCUGAAACAGGAUCCAUACCUGGUCAACUUCUUCCUUGAGGUCAUUCAGGAUCCUGUUUUGCACCUUUACGGGAGGCAGAGCAAGUUAAAAGCAAUGGCUUCCAAGGAAUCAGCAGGUGUGAUCACAGAAGACAUGCUCAAAGGCCAAGACUCUUUCACAACAGACACAGGACAGACUGUUCAGCCUGAAGAAAUACCCGCUGCUGCUGGAGCGGAGCAAAUGGAGAAGGACGACGACCUCCUGCAACAGGCAGAUGAUCUCUCGUUCAGUCUGGAUGAGCUAAAUGUCACAUCAUCACCCGAGUCCUCCACUGCUUGUCUAAAUCAAGACUAUAAUUUAGUGAAUUCUCUACUAAACCUCACUAAAAGUCCCGAUGGCCGGAUAGCCGUGAAGGCCUGUGAGGGUCUCAUGCUUUUGGUGAGUUUGCCAGAACCAGCAGCUGCCAAGUGCCUGACUCAAAGCACUUGUUUAUGUGAAUUGUUGACAGACAGGCUGGCCACUCUCUACAAAGCCCUGCCCCAGUCACUGGAUCCCCUAGACAUUGAAACAGUGGAGGCAAUUAACUGGGGUUUGGAUUCCUAUAGCCACAAAGAAGAUGCAUCUGCUUUUCCAGGGAAAAGAGCGUUGAUUUCGUUUCUUUCAUGGUUUGACUACUGUGAUCAACUCAUCAAAGAAGCACAAAAGACUGCGGCUGUUGCUAUGGCAAAAGCUAUGCGGGAACGAUUUUUCAUUGAUGUUUUGGAACCCCAGCUGAUGCAAACUUCAGAGAUGGGAAUCCUCACAUCGACUGCACUAUUACAUCGCAUUGUUCGUCAAGUGAAUUCAGAUGUACUGCUGCAGGAAAUAGUUUAUUUUAUACUUGGAGAACACAGAGAGCCAGAAACUUUGACAGACAUCAACAGACAUCCAUUGCGACACAGAUUAAUUGAGCACUGUGAUCAUAUUUCUGACGAGAUCAGCAUAAUGACUUUACGAAUGUUUGAGCACCUUUUGCAAAAACCCAAUGAGCACAUUCUUUAUAAUUUGGUUCUGAGAAAUUUAGAAGAAAGAAACUAUAUGGAAUACAAGCCUCUCUGUCAAGAAGAUAAAGACGUGGUAGAGAAUGGACAGAUUGCAGGAGCAGUAGACCUAGAGGAAGAUCCGUUAUUUACUGAUCUGUCUCCAGACAACACGUUGUCAACUCAGGAGUGGCUCAGUGCUUCUCCACCUGCCAGUCCAGAACAUCCAAGAAAUGAUGGGAAGACUGAAGUUCAUAAAAUUGUAAAUAGUUUCCUCUGUCUUGUACCUGAUGAAGCCAAGUCAUCGUACCACGUGGAGGGUACAGGUUAUGACACUUACCUCAGAGAUGCCCACAGACAAUUCCGGGAUUAUUGCGUCGUCUGUUUACGGUGGGAGUGGCCUGGAUAUCCCACAUCUUUGGAAAAGUGCAAUUUAGAAGCACCAUUUUUUGAAGGACACUUCUUGAAAGUCCUGUUUGAAAGAAUGGGCAGAAUUCUUGAUCAGCCCUAUGAUGUAAAUUUACAAGUUACGUCAGUGUUGUCCAAACUGUCCUUAUUUCCCCAUCCUCAUAUACAUGAAUACCUUUUGGAUCCUUAUGUAAACCUGGCGUCUGGCUGCAGGUCUCUCUUCUCUGUCAUUGUCAGGGUCGUUGGGGACCUCAUGGUUAGAAUCCAGCGCAUCCCAGAUUUCACUCCCAAACUUCUGCUGGUCAGAAAACGCCUUUUGGGCCUGGAGCCAGAAGGGCCCAUCAUUGACCACAUGACGUUACUAGAGGGCGUGAUUGUGCUGGAAGAAUUCUGCAAAGAGCUGGCAGCCAUCGCCUUUGUGAAGUAUCACGCCUCGUCUACACCAUGAGCAGCCUUGAUGAGUAGCCAGGCUGUAAAAGCACCCAGCCUGUUUCAGACUAUUGACAACACCCAGAGAAGAGGAGGUGAUGCCUCCUGGCAAAGUGUCUGUUGACAUUUGGCAGAAUUGGAAGAGAAGUUACUCCCACCAGGUGUUGACAUUGCAAUAGAGAGGGAUUCAAAGGGACCUAGAGUAUGAUGGAAGGCGUUUGGGGAUAAACCAAUACAUAGCAUUUCUAGCCACUGUGCGAAGAGCUGCAAAAGCUGCAUGAAGAACCACAGACAUCAGACCUUGGUUAUUCUGUUAUAAUGACAAUGUUUAGAGAGUUGGGUCUUUUGUAUGUUCUGGGGCUCACACACGCCAAUUUGCUUUUUGUGACCUUGUUACUUUUAAAAAGCAAAUUAAUUUUCUAACAUUUUUAUGUCUUAAUUCUUUUUCUUUUCAGUUGGAUACAUGAAAGGAAAUCACAACUGUAGUUGCAAUGUAUGUUAUUAAAAGUGAAGAGGUUAAAAAAAUCCACCAAUCCAUAAACAGUGGGAUAUAUUAAUGAGGGAUCAUAUUUGUUUUGGUGAAUCUUAAGGACAACUCUGAGACUAAUUCCCCAAUGGAAUACUUCCGGAGAUAUAUCAGUAUAAAAUCAAUACUAAUGGAAUUAAUCCUGAUUCAGCAUCACAACCAUAACAAAUAUAUCUGAAGUGUACGUGUUUCUGGUAUGUUUGUCUGUGUCAUUCCAAGUGAUUGCUCUUCAGGUCAUCUGUGUAACUAGGUUUGCUUUAGGUUUCUGCCUGUAAACUCCAGUUGCUGUGGCUCAAGUCACCUUUACAGGGAAGUUAAUUGUAGGUCAUUAGUUGUUGUUGUUGAAACAGUAUUUUUUAAUUUCUUUUAAAUUUAUAUUUAGCCUGAAUUGGCUUAAGAAUCUUUUGUGCCUUGAAAACUGGCAGCAUAAACAUUCUGUCAUUUUUUGAAAUGUUUUGAUUGCUUAUCUAACCAUUGCAGUAGUGCUCCGCAAAAGAUUGACUGAUGCCAUUUCAGUUAAAGCAUUGAUACCAUAUAUAGGACCAAAAUUUACACCUUCUUUUCCUAGUGCUGGGACGCAGAAAUGUCUCUCAGUGAAUCUUUUUCAAUAUGAAUACUAUCAGCCAGGGCAGGCGUUUGCAUUGCAAAUGUUCGGACUUGAGAGUGCUUUGCUUCUAUUUCUCCAGCGUGAAGGGCGCUGCAGCCUGCGCUUCCCCCAGUGCCACCUCUGCACCGCGCGUUCAGGCGUCCGGGCUUUAACCUUCAGGUGACACUGAGGGACUUGGAUGAGAGGCCUGUCCUGCUCUCCACACAGGUGUGUGGUCCCUCUUUCCCCUCCUAUAAAUAUCAUAGUAUAGGCAGGCAAGGUGGAGUUGAGCUCCUUGUGUUUAUAUUCUAUUCGUUUGUCUUUCCUACCAUCCCAUUUGCACCGCUAAUGCCUAUUUCAGAUGUGGUUGCUCAUACACAAAUAGGGACUAAUUUACUUGGUCACUAGAAUUUUUUUUGGAUUUACAUGAAACAGAUUCUGCUCUGGAUCCAUGCCUUUGAGGGUUCUAUUGUUUUUUUAAUAUUUAUGCAACCUGGAUGUUGAGAAGCCUUUUAAGUUAGCAGGUUAAUUAGAACAGUGUCACAGUUAAUGGGCUACAUUUAUUCCUAUCACAGCAGUGAAGAGGGUCCUGCUGUAAAAGCUUCCAGUACAGGUUCAGCUGGAGAGAGCAGUUCUGGAACCAGGGAAAUAUUCUGGCAGGUAAAUCUUGUAUUCACUGGCUCCCUAUACUGGGAGACUUUUGUACAAAGCGUUGCAUUUAUCUGGCAAACAAAAGCAUGUUUUACUUCCUCACCUCUUCUUUUUUGUGAAAUUUAGCCCCAAAGUGUUUUCAGGUCAAAGUAGUAUAGUAGGAUAAAGAUUAAAAAGUGACACUUUCUUCAUUUUUGUUCUUUAGAAAUGUAGCUUGAAAGUAGCAAAUGAUUUUUAGCAAUAUGUAUUGCUGUCAGUCCAUAUUAGAAGCUUUGUUAAUGUAACAUACCUGACACAUAGUUUAGAACAUGUAAAUGUCUAUGCAGAGGAUGUUGAAUACAUACAUUUAUUAUAAAUAAGGUCCAAGUUCAGCAAAGCAGUUAAACCUAAGCUUCAUUUCAAUAAUUUUAUUCCUAAAUCACAAUUUCUUACAUGAACAAAGUUAAGCUGUUGAGCACCAAUGUUGAUGCUUUCCUGAAUUUGGGUCUUUGUUGGUUUUGCUUGAGUUUCAUUACUUUUUCCUCAAAUUUUUCUAUCUUUAUUAUUUAUUUUUUUAAAGUGUAUGUUCCAAAAUACUUCUAAUGUCUCAAUUUCAGUGGAAACUGGAAGUGAUAUUAUUACUAUAAACAAAAGUGAGAGAAAUAUUAAGCGAAAUUUGCAAGAGCACUCCAAGUAAUAUAACAAUUUAUAAAGCCGUUCAAGAGAUGCCUGUUCUCAAAUGAAAGCAGUAACAUCACGGCUUUUGUCGUUGUUUUCAGUGAUACCUGAGCUCAUGACACUGAGGAGUUGUAUCAAUCAGCUGCUGGAAGGACGGCUGCAACCUCUAUGCCAUUUAAUGCAAAACAGUCUACUGAGCUGCAAACAUAAUUUCUUCAUGCUUGUCCAUGAGAAAAAGUAGGUAGAUAGAGCUAUAAACACUCUUAAAUUCAGCAUAUUAUUGUUCAGUCUCCAGCAACACUGCUGAUGUUCUUGCAAACUAAAUGUUAUUUAGUUGAUAAGACAUGGACCCAUCCUGAUGGAAGUGAAGCAAUCCAAGUUGUUUUGGCCUAAAUGGCUUUUGUGAGUGCUGCCUACAAGCCCUUAAUUACCGUACACGAUGACAAUGACCUUUAUUUUUGUAAAAGUGAUUUAAUCUUCCCUCAGAGAUGGAACUCGUUUAAUUAUUUUUUGUGGUGAUAUUUUUCAUGCACUUUUUUUUUCAAAAAAAAUAGAAGGUUAGAAGUUAGUUCAGGUCCAUGUUUUCACCUUUCCAAUCUAUGCAUGUCAUUGAGGUGCCCAUUUUGUUUCUGUGUGCGUGUUUGUAUGUGGUUAUUUAUUACCCAGAAAUGGACCCUGAGAAAAGACAUGGCCUGAAGUUCACAGCACGUGCAUGUCCCUCAGAUGUCAGUGGGAAGUGCAAGUGCUUAUCAAGUUAGAGAAUACGGCCAUUAGUAUUAGGUUGAAAUACUUGAGAGGUAAUACUAGAGUAUUUUUUUUAAUUUCAAAAAGCAGAUCCAAACCACAUUUUAACCCUGAUGCACAUGUGUGUAAAUAGGCACAUUUUUUACUUCUUUUCCAUUUACAGUAUGUAUUUGAUUUAGACUCCAAUAUAGAAAAUUUUGUAAUAAGCCAUGUGCUAACUCUGGUAGAACAAGUUUGUCCUUAGUUUCUCAUAUGAUUGUAAUGUUCCUGGUAAUCAGAUCCUGUCUGUGUAACGUUCUUACUAUGUAUUUGUCUGUGCAAUAUAAAAGCUGUGAUUUGAUACACAGCUUGAGUCUGGUUGUACAUCACCUAUGUAUAUAUAUACAUAUAUAUAUAUAUAAGGACCAGAAUCCCAAGCUUACUUACACUACGAUUAGUGUAAGGAUUGUUGCACUUGAUUUUACAGGGCACAGGUAAUCAUGGGAUGGCUUUGUAAAUGCAUGGUAAUUUCUACCAUAACCUGCUGUGUAAUUUCACAAAUGACAUUUUACUAGUGCUAUUUGUCUUGCUGAAAGAAAUGCUAAACCGAAGUGCUAGGUAAAGUGGAAGGAUUUUGUCAUAGACUUGGGGCUACAUGGAAAAUCCAUAUCUGAUAUUGCGUAUCAUGCAGGAUUUUCAAACCAUGAUCCUCAAUACUUUCUGCGCCCUGUAAAACAGUGUAACUAUAUAAAAUCUAUAUCCUUGUUUUGCCUCCUGCCUUGUUUACAUUAAACAGAGGAUAUUCAGUAAAAUUUUUCUAUUAAACUGUGUGUAGGUCACUUACUGAGCGUGUUGCCGGGGUUUCGCGGGUUUGGGAUUUCCAAUGAGGAAUUGUUGAAACAGCCACAUUACCAGACAUACAAUAAUAAGUUUUAUGAAGGAGGUUGUGAUAAAUUCCAACUUUUUGUGCAAAAAAAUGCAUGGAGGAUUAAAAGGGAUAUUCUCGAAAUAAAUUCAUUUCAAUGAA
Columba livia (rock pigeon) is the source of this 6725-nucleotide messenger RNA. RefSeq names its product FHF complex subunit HOOK interacting protein 2A (gene FHIP2A). The record is from RefSeq and is a predicted model, not a curated record. The transcript is spliced from 18 exons. Lineage: Eukaryota; Metazoa; Chordata; Aves; Columbiformes; Columbidae. Bases 238 to 2574 code for a protein of 778 amino acids.